AUGAGUGAAAGUCCCCAUCGUUUUCCCCUUGAUCCGGCGGGUCAUCACCACCCACGGCUGCUCGUAUCUCAUGGCGAAAACCUGGAAACACACGCCCUAUACGACCUAUCUAAAGACGCAUACGUGAACAUAGACGUACCCGAACUGGCCUCCAAGCAGGCAGCCUUGGCCUCGUACGGUUGGCUCGUCCUCAUCGACUUCGAGGGAGAGGCGCGUCGAGAUGCCCCCGGCCACCACGAUUGCGGUUGUUGUCUCCUUAACAUAGCAUCCGGUGAGAGGAUCCGUAUCCCUCACAACCCGAUACGAGACUAUGAAUACACGUACGAGUCUUACCAGUGCAUCCUGUCCGGGCCCCCGACCGAGCCCGACUGCUACCUCAUGCUCUUCCCGACCCAACUCGACAAUAAGCGCCUUUACUUCUGUCAGAUGGGAGACGACUUCUUCAUGCCUGUGGAUAGGGACUUCGGGGACGGCACCUUGUCAGCCGUGUCGGGAUUCGGUGGGAAAACCUAUGUGUGGAUGGGAAACACGGGCCGUUUGUUCGAGUUAGUGUUUUACGUCGACCCAAUGUUGGACUUUGACUUUGUCCCGCUGGUGAGUGUGGCGGAGGAGGAGCUCUCCACGUGGCCGUUGAAGCCCAGCACCACCAAGGAUUUCAUAGUAGAGUCGGCCGUGGAUGGGGAGAUAUUGCUGGUUCAGGCGGUCCUCCGCAUGUAUUACAACGACGUGGCGUAUUUCAGGGUUUUCCGCAUAAUCAUGGGGAAAGGGAAGGAGUAUUGUGUGGAGGAGCUGACGAGCAUAGGGGACAGUGCUCUUUUCUUGGGCAUGCACGGGAGCACGGCAUGUUGUUGUGUGGGGGACGACGGGUCAUUGGGGGUUAGAAGGAACUCAAUAUAUUUUUAUUGGGUUGACCAGAAUUUGUAUAUCUAUGAUCUCGAGGACCGGAGCACGACACCCAUCAGGCCGUGCCCGGUCAAGGGUUCUUCUAUGUUCUUUUUGUCUUGGGUGUGA
This is a messenger RNA of Striga hermonthica, 1011 nucleotides long. NCBI's taxonomy places the organism in Eukaryota, Viridiplantae, Streptophyta, Magnoliopsida, Lamiales, Orobanchaceae. The record is from the annotation of a GenBank genome assembly.